GCCUGGGAUUUGGCUUGCUCACGCGCCUCUACCUCAGGAUGAAUUUCAGGUUAUGUUGGUCGCAAAGCGUCUUGGGAAAGGUAGUACACUACCGGAGUUGACGCUGGGGGAAUGGUUUACCCGGCAUCCUUUGGGGUGGCUUCCUGUUUCGGUUGCUAAGUGACCAUCGGGCGAUCAUAGACUUCGUGCGAACUACCACUGCCUUAAGAGGAAAGCAGGCAGAGACUGCCUGCAAAGCUGAACGUGCUAAUGGGGGACAAUGGAUUCCAAGUAUGAGAGCUGUUUAGCUGUAUUCUCCACACUAGGAAGUCCCUUCUUGGAGUCACCCAGUUCCCCGAGUCAUUACCACCCAUCCCAGACACAGCCUCUGAAGGAGGAGCAACGACACACGGUUCUGAGCCCAUCCCGUUUGCAGAACAAGAAUUGCCCCACCUCUCCUAAGAAAGUAGAAACACUGAGCCCUCUACACCUGAGUUUCAUGCCAGACAUCAGCUAUCAAGAAACAAAACAAUCUAACUCAGAUUCUAUGAGCCCCUUCAAUGAGUCAUGGCCCUCGACUGAACGCAGCUCUUCCUCCCUGACUCCUGAGGGAGUAAAGGCCCGUCCCUUGGAGCAGGUGGUGGGGACCAAGGCCCUGUCCCCACUGAAGCUCCAGGAGCCUAUCUCAGAUAGUGAAUCAGUUAUUGCCAGGUACAUUGAGCGAUUCCGUUAUGGGAAGCCCACUAAACGUAAAGAACGCAGGGCAUCUAGUGAUCCAUCUUCACAGUUCUGGUGGUUUGCUGGUAGCUCUGAAGACAACAUCUCCAAGAAGGAAUCAUCACCAUCUUCAGAUAGCAGCUCGAGUGGAGUGAUGUCAUCUCUAUUCAGUCCUGGACUGGAUCUGUCCCCCUCGCAAGGAGAUUUUCAGGACACUUCCAUACUGGACCCAGAAACUGUGAAUCUUCAGAUGAGAGCAGCCAAACUCUUGCAGAAAAGCACUUCCUCCUCUGGAAACUCCAGGCAUGUGAGUUCUGAAGGACUUGGCUCUACCUCUCCAUCUACAAUUACAAAUGCCGUUGUGGACUUGGCUGAGCACAUCCCACCUCAUCUUGCAGCAAAUCAGUGCAAAGGUAACCUUGCUGCUGUCUCUUGCCAUUUAUCUCAAAUAUCUCAGUCUCGCUCUUCCAAGAAACCAGAAGAGGACAUCCUAUUCCAGUGGCGCCUGCGGCGGAAGAUGGAAGAGGCAAGCAAGGCAGCUGCUGUGAUGCCCUCUGUAGCUUGGAGGAGCUUUGGCCAACUAGCAUCUGCUGGUACCAUGGUAGAAAAUGUAGCUGUGAAACUACCAGAACCCAGCGAUUGGACUGACAAAAGUAGAAAGACAUUGCCAAUAUCUGAAGCCCAAACAAGCAUGGGAUCUGCCCUCAAUGAAUACCAUUUCUGCUCCUGCACAGAUCCUGUGAGAAAGGAAACAAGCGUCAGGCAACUCAGAGAAACCACUUCAUUCAGGAAUGGAAUUGUGGAAACUGGGAGUUCUGGUUUCAUUGGAGAGCAGGGAUUGAAGAAACGAACUCCCCAAGAGACAGCUGUCCCUCCAUACAUGGACUUAUCUCCCAAAACGGAGCCUACACCCAAACGAGAACAAGUAGUGAAGAAACCAACCCCCCAAAAGGAUUGUUUCACUGCAAACCAGGAGUCUUCUUCCCCACUAAGGCCUGCAGGAACCACAAAGCAUUUGAAGCAGGCCAUUUUAUGCCAUGGUCAAAGAACAAUUGAGUCUGAUGAGAGAGUGCACAGCAAACCCAAAAGUGACCAAAAGCCAUGCAGAGCCAAGAAAGACCAAGCAAAACUAGGCGCAGACUUCAAAGAGCCACCCGUCAGCCCUGCAAAACAGUCAGUUCAACACGUCUUGGGAGAGGUGGUUGCUGAAAGACUUUUCUCCUCACCUGAAUCUCCAGCUCUCCACAGAGACAGACCAAAGAGGAGUCUAAAAGACAGAGGCCCAAAGGAGACUAUGCCAGAUGGUGUUGCAAGAUCCUCACACCUUGAGCUCCUGGACAUGGCUGCUCAGCUCCUGGAACAAGCGGAAGAUUCUGAUGGCACAGAGUUUGAGGAUGAUCCCCUCUUACAGGUAUUAAGGGGCCAAAGGGAAGUACUUCGCAGUCAGCUGAGAACUGUGGACGCUCGGAUGGCUCGGCUUGAAGGACAGGAUUCUGAGCAGGACUUUUCUGGAUGAUAACAAGCUCCUGUGUACUCUUCUCUGUGUCUUGAGAAGUUUCCUAUGGGAUUCUGGUGGCAGUGACACCUCGGAGGGCUCAUUCUUUUCUAGGUUGGUUGUGCCACCUGCACUUCACAAGCAGAUAUAUUCAUAGUAGUCAUUGACAAAUGUAAAGUGAUUUGUAGACUUGUCUCUGGAAAUGAUGCUCUGUUUCCAUGGUUUCAUUGUAUAUUUUGGUAAUGAAUUUAAAAUAAAGCGCAUUUUAGAUGAAAA
Molecule: messenger RNA, 2467 nt
Organism: Anolis sagrei ordinatus
Lineage: Eukaryota; Metazoa; Chordata; Lepidosauria; Squamata; Anolidae
Gene: PROSER3
Product: proline and serine rich 3
Source: RefSeq, a predicted model, not a curated record